AGGUCCUUGAGGAAGGGAUCCCCAAAUUAAGGCUUCUCUGGGGCUGGGAGAAGUAGAGACAGACGGGAGCAUCCUUGUUUGGUGGAAGAGACACUGAGCCAGGAACUACAGAAGCAGUCAAGAGGCCCAGGCCCCACUGAGCUGCUGUAGACACCUCCAGGGAUCACAGCCAAGAGGGAUCACCAUUUUGGCCAAAAGACAGAUCGACACACUCAGAAGCAGGCAUGAACUACACUCCUUAUAGCAGCCCAGCCCCAGGUCUGACCAUCAGCCCCACCAUGGACCCUGUGACCUGGGUUUACUUUUCAGUGACAUUCCUGGCCAUGGCCACCUGUGUGUGUGGGAUAGUGGGCAACUCCAUGGUGAUUUGGCUACUGAGUUUCCACAGGGUGCAGAGGUCCCCCUUCUGCACCUACGUGCUCAACCUGGCGGUGGCCGACCUCCUCUUCCUGCUCUGCAUGGCCUCCCUGCUCAGUCUGGAAACAGGGCCCCUGCUCACAGCCAGCACCUCCGCCAGAGUCUACGAGGGGAUGAAGAGAAUCAAGUACUUUGCCUACACAGCAGGCCUGAGCCUGCUGACGGCCAUCAGCACCCAGCGCUGUCUCUCCGUGCUUUUCCCCAUCUGGUAUAAGUGCCACCGGCCCCAGCACCUGUCGGGGGUGGUAUGUGGUGUGCUGUGGGCACUGGCCCUCCUGAUGAACUUCCUGGCUUCUUUCUUCUGUGUUCAAUUCUGGCAUCCCGACAAAUACCAGUGCUUCAAGGUGGACAUGGUUUUCAACAGUCUUAUCCUGGGGAUCUUCAUGCCCGUCAUGGUCCUGACCAGCGCCAUCAUCUUCAUCCGCAUGCGAAAGAACAGCCUGCUGCAGAGACGGCAGCCUCGGCGGCUCUACGUGGUCAUCCUGACUUCCGUCCUUGUCUUCCUUACCUGUUCUCUGCCGUUGGGCAUCAACUGGUUCUUACUCUACUGGGUGGAACUGCCGCAGGCCGUGAGGCUCCUGUACGUCUGCUCAUCACGCUUCUCCUCGUCUUUGAGCAGCAGCGCCAACCCAGUCAUCUACUUCCUCGUGGGCAGCCAGAAGAGCCACCGGCUGCAGGAGUCUCUGGGUGCUGUGCUGGGGCGGGCACUUCAGGACGAGCCUGAAGGCAGGGAGACGCCAUCCACAUGUACUAAUGAUGGGGUCUGAAGGCAGCCCGCCUAGGACCUCCUCCAAAACCCUGCCCAGCCCUUCCCUACAAGGACCCAGAAAGCUUGCUGUGCAAAGGCCUUGCACCUCAAAAUGUUGGGGUCAUUUUCCUGUCUGCCAGGAGAGCCACCACUCUCACCUUGCGUUCCUAAUCUAAAGUAGGAGGUGAGGCAACAUUUCUUUCUGUUUUUCCUGUUUAGACACCGAUCCUAGCUUUAGGUCCCGUCCUGGGCAAGACUGGCUGUGAAAUGGAGUUUCCCAGUAGAGACUGCAUCUCAUGCUGGUGGAAAAGGUCUUUCUUAGCCCCCUUAACCCCCUGACCUGGCAUCUGUCUUAGCUUCAUUUCCAUUGCCGUGACAAGUUCCCUGACAAAAGGCAACACAGGGAAAGAAACUGUUCACUUGGCUUACAACUACAGAUCAUGGCCCAUCAUUUCAGGGAAGCCAAGGCAGAAAUGUAAGCAGCUAAUGACAUCACAUACAAAGUCAAGAGCAGAAAGAGUGCAGACGCAUAGCUCCAUCCCCACUUGCUUGCUCUCAGCUAGCUUAUUAUAUCCUCUCUUAUCCUGUUCACAAUUAUCAGCCUAGGGAAUGGUGUUGCCCACAGAGGGCUAGGGCUUCCUGUGUCAAUCAACAGUGAAGACGACCUCUUGCAGACACACCCACAAGCUAACCUGAUCCAGACAAUUCCUCACUGAGGCUCUCAUCCCAAGUGAUUCUAGGUUUUGUCAAGUUGACAGUUAAAGCUGAACAGACAGCACCUUGGACAUGGGGAUGUACUGGUAACAUCAUUUAGUGCACAGAGUGGUGGCUCUGCUGCACAUGUCACCGCGCCUCCAGCACGAGUGUGACUUUUCUGGCAUGAUGUGACACACAUCCCAGAUAGGGCACUGAUAAAGACCAAGGAAAAAUUCCAUCAAAUCAGAGUCUGAUGAACCGAGUAACACAGAGAAGCGUGGGUCAGGGGUUAGUUAUAGAGAUGUAGUUCAGCAUUACUUAUAGUGAUGUCGCUAAAACAGCCACAUCACCAAGAAACCCCUCCCCAGCCUGGAAGAUAAUUUCCAGAGGUUCUCUAGAUGAAGUGCUCCCCUUACCUAACCUACCCUUCUGUUACUAGCACCUCCCUAAACCAAGACAACUGGACUGGCGUUACAUGCACCUAAGAGGAAGUACAAGGGCAAGGGAGAGGGGUCUUAGACCCUUACUACCCUCCUUUCGUAAGGGAAUUCCCACAGGCUUCAUCCUGAAGGUCUCUGGUGGGAACUCUAAGCUGCUUGGUUACAGUGGCAAUGGCUGUGAUUGAUACUCAGAGGAGAGAAUGCCACCUUCUCUGACCUACAUCUAACUGUCAUCAUCCCCCACCUGACCUCUGGCUCAACCUCAGGCCCUGAUUUGGCCCAUGGGGUUCUUUUGUACCCCUUGUUCCCUGAGACAUCUGUGCCAGUUAACUUUGUGACAGGAGAGGGCAUAAACAUGGCAGCCAGAGGCUGGGAAGAGAGAGGGACCGGACAGAAAGAGAUUUGAACAGGCAAAGCUCUGCAGGAGGUGGGCACAGCAUGGAGCCUGAGUCAAUAGUCUUGCAGACCCUCUUCAGGCCACCUCCUAGAGGGUCUGGAACACUUCUGCACAAGCCAGUGCACCAUGUUCGAGGUGACAGAGAUGCUGGUCACCCCACCAUGUGUACAUAUAUCAAAAUGGUACCUCAGACCAUAUGAACCUGUAUGAUUCUUGCAUGUUAUCAGUAAAUGACAACAA
Rattus norvegicus (Norway rat) is the source of this 2938-nucleotide messenger RNA. It is a transcript of the gene Mrgprd, whose product is annotated as MAS related GPR family member D. The transcript has 2 exons. NCBI's taxonomy places the organism in Eukaryota, Metazoa, Chordata, Mammalia, Rodentia, Muridae. Gene Ontology annotation, molecular function: G protein-coupled receptor activity. The record is from RefSeq and is marked validated. Gene Ontology annotation, cellular component: plasma membrane; membrane. Gene Ontology annotation, biological process: G protein-coupled receptor signaling pathway; adenylate cyclase-activating G protein-coupled receptor signaling pathway. Bases 225 to 1184 code for a protein of 319 amino acids.